This is a messenger RNA of Fonsecaea multimorphosa CBS 102226, 1551 nucleotides long. RefSeq lists its product as uncharacterized. Bases 1 to 1551 code for a protein of 516 amino acids. The record is from RefSeq and is a predicted model, not a curated record. NCBI's taxonomy places the organism in Eukaryota, Fungi, Ascomycota, Eurotiomycetes, Chaetothyriales, Herpotrichiellaceae. The transcript is spliced from 2 exons.
AUGACCCUUCAACAGCAAUAUCUCUGGGUCAGUGUGGACUCAAAGGGAAGAGUGGGACGCUCGGAUCAGCAAAACAGCAACAUUAAAUCACACUGCGCACAGCACUAUCACCAAGUCAGCAGACAGAAGAUACGGAUUGUCCCGGUCGACCUGGCAGUACCUGAGGUGACUGCAACAGACUCAUCUAGAUCGUCGCCCGCUCGGUCUGUCUCCUCGGGAGAAGAGCGAGAAGCGGCCGUUCAGCCCGAUCGACGAACAGUCUUACAUUUUUCAGUGGAGGAGUCAAAUCAGGAGAGGAAAGGACAGACCGAACACAGAGUCAAAAAGAGGAAGCCACAAGAAUGGCGACGAGUGCGAUGCCACAGGUUCAGAAAGCAAUCUGGCGGGCGAGCACCUCAGGCUGAGGCAUUCCACAUUCGACAAGAGGUCUUGCAGUGCUUGCCAGAGGCAUCAGAUUUCGACCCAGGGGUUGGAGAUCCGUUGAUGCUAUGGGUCAAGCUGACGGCCUUUUUCACCCAAGCUGCUUUGCUCUCGAAUUCCCGACGUACGGGCACGUCUGUCAACGACGAGCAGUUCGCUAUCCAACGCGCGUUAUACUCCUACAAACUUUCUGCAAUACAAAUGAUUCGCCAAAGACUGAGCGAGAACCCGCAGAGCCCGGACCGGAACAUCUUGUUGGGCGUUGUCACUCUCGCAGGCUGUGAAUUCAUAGCCAAUAACCCAGAAGAGGGUAGAUUACAUCUCGAGGCUGGCUUAGAGAUCGCCCACGCUCGUGGGGGUCUGUGCUCGUUGUCUGAUCCUGAGUUGGAGCUCAUGUGCCUAGUGGACUUCGACCUUGCCGCCCUGUCAGGAAAGACGCCGUGCACGCCUCUCUCGGAAAUGGAAGAGGCUGUAUAUUCGAGAAUCUCCGAAGAGCGGACGGGCCAUUGGGGGAAAUCCAACCUGGCGAAUUUGGACUGCUUGCGCGCAGCAAAGGCUUCACAGACUUGCAAGGGUCUUGCAUGCUUGCUGCAGAUGACAGAUGGUCUCAACAGUUCGAAGUAUUCGAAGCCAGUCGGCCAGAGUCAAAAGGAUCUAGUCAUGCGUGGUCUUUUCGCGGGCUUCUUACUAUGCUCCGUCCAGCCACAGACACCUCAUUCAUCACACACGGGAGACAUUGAUCUGGACGAACCGCUGCGAGUGGCUGGUCUGCUCGUUGUUGCUGCCACAUGCUUGCAAAACACGCCAAAAGACCACUUGUUGGACCGCCUCACCGCAGACUUAGCGCUACACUUGCAACUGACACCUUUGCCCUUGUACAGUCCGCGUCCACGAACUGUAGCCUCUACCAUGCUGUGGAUGUACUUCGUGGGGGCUCACGGGUCGCUGGCCUCUCAAAGACAGUUAUUCUUCCUGCGGGGUGUCGCACAAGUGGCUCGUCUACUGGGGUUGGAGAAGUGGAAGGAGGUUCGAGAACAGUUGAAAUGCUUCCCCUACGUUGACGACGAGUUCGACGGCCCAUUUGAGGAGAUGUGGAACUCGGCCGUGUUAUUCUCGAGCUUGCCGGCGUAG